AUGGCUUCUGUAGUACCCUCUAAAUCAUCAAUCAUUUCAAUUUAUAGACAACUACUAUACUACACUGGUCUUACAGGUGCAGGUAAACAGAUAAAACUAGAUGAAAUAAGAACGACCUUUAGAGAAAACCGUACCAUUACAGACCCUCAACAAAUAAUAAAAUGUUUUGAUACUGCACAAAAGAAAUUAAAGUUUUUAAAAGUUAUAACACCAAGAUCGCCGAGAUCACAUAAAGUUGCAGGUAAAUAUGUCUAUGAAGAUGGAAAGCUUAUACAAGGACAAGGUGAAGCGAAAUCAAAGAGCAAAUACAAAGAUCAAGGAAUAGAUAUCAUGGAUUACAAUAGACAUCAACACUUACUUAAAAGACAACACUUUGGUGGUAGAUAA
Heterostelium album PN500 is the source of this 387-nucleotide messenger RNA. Its product is annotated as LYR motif-containing protein. Lineage: Eukaryota; Evosea; Eumycetozoa; Acytosteliales; Acytosteliaceae. The record is from RefSeq and is a predicted model, not a curated record. The transcript is spliced from 2 exons. Bases 1 to 387 code for a protein of 128 amino acids.